This is a messenger RNA of Echinococcus granulosus, 450 nucleotides long. Its product is annotated as Histone H2A. The record is from RefSeq and is a predicted model, not a curated record. NCBI's taxonomy places the organism in Eukaryota, Metazoa, Platyhelminthes, Cestoda, Cyclophyllidea, Taeniidae. The transcript is spliced from 4 exons. Gene Ontology annotation, cellular component: nucleosome. Gene Ontology annotation, molecular function: structural constituent of chromatin; protein heterodimerization activity; DNA binding. Bases 1 to 450 code for a protein of 149 amino acids.
AUGGGCGGCAGAGGCAAAGGAUGUAAAUCGCGGGCUAUAGCGAAGACGAGGUCGGCCGCGUGGGUGGGUGCUGGAGCACCGGUCUACUUGGCUGCUGUGCUCGAGUACCUGGCUGCCGAGGUGCUGGAGUUGGCGAGUAACGCGGCACGCUACAACAAGAAGACGCGUAUCAUUCCUCAGCUGGACAAGCUGUUGGGCGGUGUGACCAUUGCGCAGGGUGGUGUGCUGCCCAGCAUCCAGGCAGUGCUGCUGCUGAAGAAGACGGAGAAGCUGGUGGUGAGCAAAGAUGCUAAGUUAAUCUGUGAGGAGGCUGUGCAGGUGCUGCAUGGCGGCGGCCACACUGACGAAGUGCUCUGCCCUCAAGCCGCCAAUAUCCGUGCCUAUGCGGCCCCAGGAACGCAAAACUCGGCGUUGACACGGCUUCUUGUGAGUGCACCACCUGCAAUCUAA